AUGACCGGCAAAAUUAAACAUUUGAACUGGUCUGAAGGGAACACGCGAGUUCAAGCUGUGGAUUUCACACUCUCUGAACAGUCACGGCUGACGCGCAGCGACCUAGGUAGUUGGAUGCCCUCUGCAAGCCACGCAUACCCACCAACAGGUGCAGGUGCUGGCCCUUACGAAGACGCAGCAAUGAAUGUCUCUCUGGACAAACGCGCGCCUGGAAAUAAGAUCCCGAGCAGAUCUUUUGCAGUUGAGUCUGACAUCGAGAGAGUGAAAGAAGUUACAAUCAAAUCAAGUCUCACGGGCGCCCAGAGGCACAGGCGCGUGGCAGCCAACGCACGAGAGAGGCGAAGAAUGCAUGGAUUGAAUCGCGCAUUUGACAAAUUAAGGAGCGUCAUUCCCUCUUUGGAAAACGAGAAAAAACUGUCAAAGUAUGACACUCUUCAGAUGGCUCAGAUCUAUAUAACCGAACUGUCCGAGUUACUGGAAGGUGUUGUGCAAUCAGAGUGCAGAACCAGCAUCACCUAUGCAAUGGAAUCGUCUUCUCAGCCUCCACCCGGCCAGCAGGAGGUUGUCUCGUCCAAUAGUAGUGACGGAGAAUCGUCUCAUUUCAGCGACAAUGACGAUGGUCAGUCUGAAAGACACUGA
Molecule: messenger RNA, 639 nt
Organism: Chanos chanos (milkfish)
Lineage: Eukaryota; Metazoa; Chordata; Actinopteri; Gonorynchiformes; Chanidae
Gene: atoh1b
Product: atonal bHLH transcription factor 1b
Exons: 3
Coding region: 1-639 (212 amino acids)
Biological process (GO): sensory organ development; axon development; positive regulation of transcription by RNA polymerase II
Cellular component (GO): nucleus
Molecular function (GO): DNA-binding transcription factor activity, RNA polymerase II-specific; E-box binding; protein dimerization activity
Source: RefSeq, a predicted model, not a curated record